CAUCAUGCGCGUGCUGUACGUCGCUAUCGUCGCAGCGGUUUCGGCGCGCGCGCAGACCACGCGGCCCGCGAACCAUGCGACCACCCCGGCGAACAUCGCGGCCACACCGGCGGACACCGUGGCCACCCCGGCGGAUGGUUGCCGGUCCGGCGGUGCCGCCGAGUGCUCGGGCCGCGAGUCCCGCGGCAACCGUACGUACCGGCUCGACCCCUACGUGACCGCGACCGCGGUCGUAGCAGCCGGCAACCGUUCGAGCAGCAGCACCGGCGUAACGGACUCGUUGGACGUCCGCUACGGACCCGAAGCGGAGAUGGAUCGGCCCAUCGGGGAACGAGGCGUUUUCGAAGGUCGUAAGAAGUAUAAAUUCGGCAAAAAACACAAGAUGGGCAUGAUGAUGGCGGCCACUUCGAUGGGUAUGACCAUUAUCGGCGGUAUGUUCACGAAAAUGAUGAUGGGCGGCGUGUCGAUGAUAGCCAUAAAAGCCUUGAUCAUCGCCAAGAUCGCGUUGCUGCUGGCGUCCGUCUUGGCGAUCAAAAAGCUGACGCAGGGAUUCGGCGGCAGCAGCGUUGGCGUCGGAACAAUCGCGCAGCCGUCGUGGAGCUUCAACGGCGGCGGAGGAGGAUCAGGAGCAGGAAACGAGCACGUUUCGGGGUACCGCAAGAUUUCCGGCCGCCAUCUGGACGACGAGCGCAGUGUGUGGGCCGCGGCCAGCGAGUUGGCGUACAAAAAUCAACUGGACCGCAGCAGCGUACGGGUUCCGCAGUAGUCCGCGCGACAAUAAUCGGAAUGUAGUCGUCGAAAGCUGGGUCGUAGCUAAAAACGCGUCCGCGUUCAACAGUAAAUCGGUGGUGUACACAUAUUUUUUUCACAAAAAGUAUAUUUUUUUUUUCACUUAACGCGUUCGAUAAAAACAUGUGUACAAAAUCGAUUCUUUCAAGAUUUUAUUUCUACGGUGUAAUACGUUUCUGGGAUUGUAAAUACAUCAGUUUUAAUUAGAAUA
Sipha flava (yellow sugarcane aphid) is the source of this 1000-nucleotide messenger RNA. RefSeq lists its product as uncharacterized. The transcript has 2 exons. The record is from RefSeq and is a predicted model, not a curated record. The coding region runs from base 5 to 766 and encodes 253 amino acids. Lineage: Eukaryota; Metazoa; Arthropoda; Insecta; Hemiptera; Aphididae.